Acanthosepion pharaonis is the source of this 825-nucleotide messenger RNA. The record is from the annotation of a GenBank genome assembly. NCBI's taxonomy places the organism in Eukaryota, Metazoa, Mollusca, Cephalopoda, Sepiida, Sepiidae.
AUGAGAAUAAAACGAUUUGAUCAAGUGUUGUUCGUGUUACAAAGACUAUCUAUCUAUCUAUCUAUCUAUCUAUCUAUCUAUCAUUAUUUAAAUAUGUUUUAUAUUGUUAAUAUCUAUCAUAAUCUGUUAAUGUGUUACUGUUGUGUAUUGCCCAUAUCUAUCUAUCUAUCUAUCUAUCUAUCUAUCUUAUAUUAUUCAUAUCUAUCUAUCUAUCUUAUAUUGUUCAUAUGUAUGUAUGUAUGCAUCUAUUUUCUUUCGAUCUUAUAUUGUUCAUAUCUAUCUAUCUAUCUAUCUAUCUAUCUAUCUAUCUAUCUAUCUAUCUUAUAUCGUUUAUAUGUAUGUAUGUAUGUAUCUAACUCUCUAUCCAUCUAUAUAUCUUAUAUUGUUGUAAUCUAUCUUUUAUUUUUCAUAUCUAUCUAUCUGCAAAGUUAUCUGCAUGGUCCAAUUCUAUCUAUCUAUCUAUCUAUCUAUCUAUCUAUUUAUCUAUCUAUCUAUCUAUCUAUUUGUGAGGGCUGUGGCUGCAAAAGUUAUCUGCAUGAUCCAAUUCUAUCUAUCUAUCUAUCUAUCUAUCUAUCUAUCUAUCUAUAUCAGGCUGCAAAGUUAUCUAUCGAUAAUUAUCUAUCUAUCUAUCUAUUUGUGAGGGGGCUGCAAAGUUAUCUGCACGAUCCAAUUCUAUCUCUAUCUAUCUAUCUAUCUAUCUAUCUAUCUAUCUAUCUAUUUGUGAGGGCCGGCUGCAAAGUUAUCUGCACGAUCCAAUUCUAUCUAUCUAUCUAUUUAUCUAUCUAUCUAAUAUUAUUCAUCCCUCUCUUUCUCUAUCUUUGUUGA